Nematocida parisii ERTm1 is the source of this 654-nucleotide messenger RNA. Its product is annotated as forkhead transcription factor. Gene Ontology annotation, biological process: regulation of transcription by RNA polymerase II. Gene Ontology annotation, molecular function: DNA-binding transcription factor activity, RNA polymerase II-specific; RNA polymerase II cis-regulatory region sequence-specific DNA binding. Lineage: Eukaryota; Fungi; Microsporidia. The record is from RefSeq and is a predicted model, not a curated record. Bases 1 to 654 code for a protein of 217 amino acids. The transcript has a single exon.
AUGAACAGAAGUACAAGAAAUGAAAUAGUUUCGGGUGUUUUUGGUCUUUUAAACACUAAUACCACAGGAGACGAUAAAAAUAAGGAAAUCUUCUGUGAGGAGGAAGUAUCCUAUGAAAAACCCUCUUAUUCCUAUGCCACACUAAUAACACAAGCAAUAAUAGACAGUUCAGAGAAGAAAUUAACACUCCGAUCGAUAUAUGCAUGGAUUAUGAGCAAGUACCCUUAUUUUAGGAGGCAGCGGGGUGGCUGGCAGAAUUCGAUAAGGCAUAAUUUAUCACUGAAUAAAUGCUUCUAUAAGAUACCCAGAAGUAAUAAUGAUCCAGGGAAGGGUUCUUAUUGGACUGUUGAUUCUGAGUACUUGAAUGUGUUCAACCCGAAUAACCCGAAAACAAAGAAAGAGUGUCGUAAUGACAGGGAGAAGAAAUAUCAGGAUGUAGAAAAGUCUUCAUUUUCAGAUAUUUUAAACACGGAAAGGAACUUCUUUGAUUCAAUUGGUGUCUCAGAUAAGCAAAUAUUCAGUAAGUCAUAUGAUUCAUUAAUAUUUGAUGGUAAUUUACGUGAUUUAGAUGGGGACAGUUUUGAGAAACUUUUAUCACAAGGGGAUGGUUCAUUUAAUGGGAGUACUUCUGAGUACUUUAAAUUCUCACGGUAA